ACUCGAUAGGCGUAAAGCACGCGACUAAAACAGCGCCGGUCGAGACUAAGCCCAAACUUGUUCAAUCUAUACCAUAUAUCCAGUCCUAUCCACGGAGUGGCCCAAAUCAUCCAUCCCAUCUCCAAUUCCUCACAACACCUCGACCAUCACUCCGCCCACGUCCGGCCAAUCGAUAAAAAAUAAGUCCAAAGUUAAAUCCACACCAUGGAAUCUCCUAGCGCAGCCUGGACCGCCCAAAUGGACCGUAUCACCGUCCUGGAACAAGACCGGUCGCUACUUAAUCUAAUGACCAUCAUCCGGGACGUGAAUACCAAUGAUCGGGAUUUCUCCGCUGCGGUGGAGAAGGUUGUUCGCCGGUUGAUUACGUCCGCAUUGGGCCACGUCCCCGCUGAAGAAUACACUGUUACUACACCCAUCAACAAGCCCUACACCGGAAUCCGGUUCACGAAGGGUGUCUGCGGUGUCAGUAUCCUCCGUGCUGGAGCUUGCAUGGAGCAGGCGCUGCGGGAUACUUGGACUGGUCCGCUUAGUUUCGGUAAGCUGCUCAUCCAGCGCGAUGAGGAAACGAGCAUCGCCAAGAUUUAUUACUCGAAGCUGCCGGCGGGAAUUACGGAUGAUAUCGUCCUGCUCCUGGAACCCAUGCUCGCGACCGGCGGAUCUGUGAUCAAAGCUGUGGAGAACCUGACGAGCAAUGGCGUUCCUGAGGAAUCUAUCGUGCUUGUCAAUGUGGUGUCGUCGCAGAAGGGUCUAGAUGUUAUUUCCGGAAAGUUUCCGGGUCUGAAGGUUGUUGCUGCGGCGGUGGAUGCGGAGUUGACUGCUCAGAACUAUAUUAGCCCUGGUCUGGGAGACUUCGGUGAUAGGUACUAUGGAACGACUCAUUAGGAGUGGUCUUGGUUUCGUUUAGGGUUCGGACUGUCUGUGGGAUUUACAGGUGAUGGGUUGGGUCUACGUGUUCCAGGGAUUUGUAAAUAUUCUUUCUGUUAUAUAAAGGAUGGCUGCUUUGCGUCGAUAAGAUUAAAUUUUCUGAGCGGUGCCUGAGU
This is a messenger RNA of Aspergillus welwitschiae, 1040 nucleotides long. Its product is annotated as uracil phosphoribosyltransferase. The transcript is spliced from 5 exons. The record is from RefSeq and is a predicted model, not a curated record. Lineage: Eukaryota; Fungi; Ascomycota; Eurotiomycetes; Eurotiales; Aspergillaceae. The coding region runs from base 205 to 882 and encodes 225 amino acids.